Messenger RNA from Bathycoccus prasinos, 870 nucleotides. RefSeq lists its product with no specific name. Gene Ontology annotation, molecular function: phosphatidylglycerophosphatase activity. NCBI's taxonomy places the organism in Eukaryota, Viridiplantae, Chlorophyta, Mamiellophyceae, Mamiellales, Bathycoccaceae. Bases 1 to 870 code for a protein of 289 amino acids. The record is from RefSeq and is a predicted model, not a curated record. The transcript has a single exon.
AUGAAGACGCGCGCGACGACGACGACGACGACGAUAUCUGAUUCGAGCGACGACGACGACGUAAACGACGACGCGAUGGUCGCGAUGAAACCAUCACUUUUAGGGAAACUCGGCCAAUCCAUGAACGUGGCGGGCAUUUCUUUGUUCCUAAAGCUCGCCGUCUCGGACGCCUCGUUAGCCAUACCGCACAUCGACUGCGAGUCGAUUCAGGAUAUUGAUUGGUUCAAGUUAAAAAAAGCCGGGUUUACCGCGGUUAUUUUUGAUAAAGAUAACACGUUGACGAUACCGUACGCGGCGGAGGUGUAUCCGCCGUUGCGAGAGAGCAUGAAAGAGUGCAAGCAAGCGUUUGGGAACGAACGCGUUUGCGUGUACUCAAACUCAGCCGGGUUGAUUCAGUACGACCCGGACGGGAUCGAAGCGGCGCAGUUAGAGAAAGAGUUGGGGAUUCGCGUGGCGAGACACAAGGAAAAGAAGCCGAGCGGCAGCGGCACCGAGCUCGCCGAGUUUUUAAAUAGCAACAGCUCCGAGAAGGAAAAGAAUAGAAAGAGUACAACAAAAGACGAGGAGGAAAAUACGACGUCGCCGUGCGAAAAGUUCGUCUUCGUCGGCGACCGGUACCUCACCGACGUCGUCUUUGGCAACAAAUCUGGCAUGUUCACCAUCCGCGUCGCCCCAUUCGACGUAUCUCACGAGUCUAAAGCCAUCGCCGCGGCGAGAUCUAUCGAGAGUUACUUCUUGCGCCGAUGGAGGACGAAAAACAAAACCAAAGCGACUCCGCACGCGCUCGACGAAAAACGAAAAGACGACGAAGAAGAAAGCAGCGUCUAUUUGAAAACCAACGCCGCUCGAUCCUGGAGAGAAGAGCGGUGA